AUGGUGCAACAGUAUAUACGGGCAAUACUAAGGCAUCCGUUGUUGUUUAUACAAUUGCCAUUGCUAAUAGUGUUUACGCUCUCGUAUGACAUAUUGUACGACUUUACAGUGAAGCAAUUCAAUUCAGUGUUUUUAUAUGGAGUGCAGAAAGUUCGACAUGUGCCAGAUAUAUGUACCGGGAAAUAUGUUACGAAGAUAGUGUUGCUGGGCGAAAAUGUUUUGGAUAUGGAGUUUUUAAAGAAGGUAGAGGAGAUUAGGCGGCAGUAUGGGUGUGUGAUUGCGCCAGCCACGGAGUUUUCCCUGAAGAGGUCGAUGAUACGGUACUUUAACGAAAUGAGUAUACCCCUAGCCCAUUUGUUUCUUGGGGAGAUGACAUAUUCCAACCACUUUAUAAAUGCAGCAAAGACAGUUAAGAUUUAUGUGAUAGACGAUGAGGUGGGGACGUACCUGGCCAAGCAAUUUCUUGAAUAUUAUGCCAUACAGGCUGGACUCAAGGGGUGGUACUUUUUUUGGAUCAGCAAUUUGGUCGUAGGUGUGGCGAUCACAUGCUAUAUACUACAGAUGUAUGUUUCCAAUAGGUACAGGGUUAGAGUGUUGUGGCGAUGGCUAGUGAGUGUGGGACUAUGCUGUUUAGCGUCGGUGAGUUUAGUUGCAAAAGUUCAGGGUGCAGCAAUGUGGAAUCUAGUGUUUGAGCCACUGACGACGUUUACGAAGGCUGCUUAUUUUUUGGUUGUGGUUAUUCUUGCGUCAAGGAAUAUAGGAAUUGAUAGAAGUGAUAUGGUGGGGUACUAUACGGGGUGGCACGGACUACCGAGGGUGGUCAAGAUACUUUUGGUGAAUUUGGCGGUGGUGGCUUCAGUUGUAGUAUGUUGUUUGGUGUUGGUUCUUGUGUUUACGAGAGAGCUACAACGGUACUUGGCCCACCGGUUGAUUAACAUGUUCUGGGUUGUGAGUCUAGCGUUGGUGAUGGAGGUGUUUAUGGAGUUGACCUAUUUUAUGGGGGUGGUCACGAUCGAUAGGAAGGUGGAUUUAGAUGGAG
This is a messenger RNA of Candida albicans SC5314, 1039 nucleotides long. RefSeq lists its product as uncharacterized. The record is from RefSeq and is a predicted model, not a curated record. NCBI's taxonomy places the organism in Eukaryota, Fungi, Ascomycota, Pichiomycetes, Serinales, Debaryomycetaceae. The annotation marks the transcript as partial. The transcript has a single exon.